Coregonus clupeaformis (lake whitefish) is the source of this 3316-nucleotide messenger RNA. RefSeq names its product cyclin-dependent kinase 17. Gene Ontology annotation, molecular function: ATP binding; protein kinase activity. Gene Ontology annotation, cellular component: cytoplasm; nucleus. Gene Ontology annotation, biological process: protein phosphorylation. Lineage: Eukaryota; Metazoa; Chordata; Actinopteri; Salmoniformes; Salmonidae. The record is from RefSeq and is a predicted model, not a curated record. Bases 468 to 2057 code for a protein of 529 amino acids. The transcript has 16 exons.
UGGCGGUAGCGUCAGUAAGCAGCAGUAGUCCCGCGUUCAACUACUAGUCGGAACUAGAAUACUCGGAAAUUUGUAGUUAUACACGUUCCGCGUUCAACGAAUCAGCAAGUCGGACAUUUCAGAGUGUCAUAGUUCCGACUAGCAUUUUAACGCGGCGUAGGCGGGCAGGCACCCCUAUUGUGUACACUGGUAUGUUCUCCAACCGAAAAGGGAACGGAACACUCGCCACUGCUUGUUUUCCACCAGAGUUCUAACUUCGAAUCCGCGGUAGUCAUGCUGGAAGAGACACCGUCGCAGAUUUAGGCGACAUUAUCGGAGAUAAGAAACUAGUUCACCCAGACUACAAAGCAUUCCUAUUUUUUACGGCGGGUGGAAAGACGGCAUCCGGCCUGAAAAGAAACUCCGGGGACGGGGACACAGGUCGGGACAACGCACAUCGUUUCUGACCUCCCCUGCCAGAGAGCUCCAUGGAGAAGAUGAAGAAGUUUAGGAGGAGGCUGUCCCAGACUCUGCGAGGGAGUCAGACCAUCGAUGAGUCUCUGUCUGAACUGGCUGAACAGAUGACUACAGAGGAGAAUGGCAUCAAGGACAGCGGGACCAUGGUGCAUAACGGUCAUGGUCUUCCACCCUCGGCCCACAGUGUUCACUCCUUCCUGCACCAGUACACUAGUUCCUUCAAGAAGCCCCCACUACGGAGACCCCAGAGUGUCAUAGGAGGAGGAGGGCUAGGGUCUCUGGUGGCCAUGCAACGCAACGGCAGCCGCCUCGACAUCGUCCAUGAGAAUAUGAAGAUGGGCUCUGACGGAGAGAGUGACCAGGCAUCAGGGACGAGCUCAGACGAGGUUCAGUCCCCCACAGGGGUGUGUCUGAGGAACAGGGGCAACCGACGCAUCUCUGCAGAGGACCUGAACAAGCGUCUGUCCCUGCCUGCUGACAUCCGUAUCCCAGACGGUUACCUGGAGAAACUACAGCUCACCAGCCCCUCCUUCGACCAGCCCCUCAGCCGCCGCUCCCGAAGAGCAUCACUGUCUGAAAUUGGAUUCGGCAAGCUUGAGACCUACAUCAAACUGGACAAGUUAGGAGAGGGAACGUAUGCUACAGUGUUUAAAGGAAGGAGUAAACUGACAGACAACCUGGUGGCUCUGAAGGAGAUCAGACUGGAGCAUGAGGAGGGAGCACCCUGCACCGCCAUCAGAGAGGUGUCCUUACUGAAGGACCUGAAACACGCCAACAUAGUGACGCUGCACGACAUCAUCCACACAGACAAGUCCCUGACGCUAGUCUUUGAGUACCUGGACAAGGACCUAAAGCAGUACAUGGACGACUGUGGGAACAUCCUGAGCAUGCAGAACGUCAAGAUCUUCUUGUUCCAGAUCCUGCGAGGUCUGGCCUACUGUCACAAACGGAAGGUUCUACACAGAGAUCUGAAGCCUCAGAACCUGCUCAUCAACGAACGAGGAGAACUCAAACUGGCCGACUUCGGUCUGGCCCGGGCCAAGUCAGUUCCCACUAAGACGUACUCCAACGAGGUGGUGACGCUCUGGUACCGACCUCCUGAUGUCCUACUGGGAUCCUCGGAGUACUCCACACAGAUAGACAUGUGGGGUGUAGGCUGUAUAUUCUAUGAGAUGGCUGCCGGGAGGCCUCUGUUCCCUGGCUCUACUGUGGAGGACGAACUGCACCUCAUCUUCAGACUGCUGGGCACACCCUCAGAGGACAGCUGGCCUGGCAUCUCCUCCAUGGAGGAGUUCAAGUCCUACAAGUUUCCCAAGUACAAGACACAGCCCCUCAUCAACCAUGCUCCCAGGUUGGAUAUUGAUGGCAUUGAACUGCUGCUGUCAUUUCUCAAAUACGAGUCCAAGAAGAGGAUGUCUGCAGAUGAGUCGAUGAGACAGCCCUACUUCAGGAGCCUGGGGACAAGCGCACACACACUGCCAGAGAGCAUAUCCAUAUUUACACUGAAGGAGGUUCAGCUGCAGAGGGAUCCAGGUUAUAGGAACUCUAACUAUCCUGAGUCAGGCAACGGCAAGAACAGAAGGCAAAGCAUGCUCUUCUAGAAACUCUGAACGGUGGUGUGUUCAUCCUACCUACAUGAACAGUUAUACAGACAGAGGUGUUUCAGUCCCUGAGAUGGUUGUCUACAAGGGGCCACGGGGGGUAGGAGGACAACCCCUCAGCCCUGUGUGUGUUCCCCCUUUCUGCCAGGGGCCCCUAUCUACAGUACGGUUUGGCCCAUGGGGGCCCGGGCUAAUGUGAAACUGGCAAAAAAUAGAGACGUUUAUACAUUUAUAUUUAUUGGGGAUAAGAGAGAAUUUGCUGCUACAAAUCCAACUACUGUCUAGAAGAUUCUAACUGGCUCAGUCACUUUAAAAGAAAACAUGCAAUGUGUAUAGAUGUUUUAUUAUUUGGAAGUGGUGACAUUUUAAUUUUCUUUUGUGGUUUUGUCCAUUCAUUUCCGUUAUUUCCACCACAACACACUGUGUGACAGACAGAUAGAUCUUUGCUGUAGCAGAGUCUGACGUUUUGGGAUUUUCUCUUUUCUGUUGCCGUGCGUGGUGCUGUAUUCAAACACCAACCUCCAUAUUUCUGGACCAUUCAAUUCAUAUCACAAUAUACUGUAGAGGCCAGUACAGCCCUGGUGGAUGGUGACUAUCAUAGAGAUUGUUAUAUCUCUAUGGUGACCAUAUCCCAUAUCCACCUGCUGCCAACCUGAAAGACUGUACCUCCAUUUUGAUAGAAGAUAUGAGAGCAGUGAUCGGCUUGGUGAAAAUGGUUCGCAUAGUUGUUAGUAGGUAUAUGGAAUGUAGUAGGGGAGCUUCUACCCUAUUGCGCCCAACCAAGAUUUACAAACACCUACUGGUUAGAUCCAGAGGGAAGACGAUGGGGAAACAAUUGGGACCGUCUGGAUGAUUCCGGAUCAUUCCAGCAUGCUGUGGUCUCUUGUCAUGACUCAUGACCAAUGAAUGAACAAAAUCAGUAAGACAAAGACUUCGCUAUGUAGAAUUUAUGAUAUGGGCAUUACAGGAAGAUGUCAAAAAAUCGGACUUAUUUUUAUUCUUCAGAACACCAAGAGGCAUUGGCCAUGUUCCAGGUCACCUACAUUGCAGAUGAGUUGCUCAGGUUAUUAGAUUACUAAGUCAUAUUGAUGGGGGUUCCUGCAAUAUUAAAUGCUACUUUCUCAUUUGCAGAGAUGUGAUACAGAUCGAAUUGGUCAUAGAUCUUCUACAAAUGAGGAAGUAGUCUUUUUUAAAAUGUAAUUGCAGUAAAUCUAGCAGGUAGCUUAGUGGUUUAGAGCGUUGUGCCAGUAAACAAAAGG